CUCUCUCUCUCUCUCUCUCUCUCUCUCUCUCUCCCUCUAUCUCUUUCUCUUUAACACCGACUCUUGAUUCCGUUCUUCGUGAUGUGACGCGUUGAUGGUCUACGCGCUGCAUCCAGCAACGACGGCAGUGCUCGAUCCGGACUGAAACCACCACCGUCACCGGUGGUGGUCCACCACGAGAGAUACUAAUCCCGAGCAGCGUCCUCGAACGGAGGGUCCUUCGGAACUUUAUGUGCGUCAGUGCGCGAUUAAGAAUCGCGAGGGAAAUUGUGCUGGACGACGUCGUGGUCGAUACGUCGAGGUCGACGACGAUGAUAUAAAUUCCAGCACGCGAACGACUCGCUCGAAAGCUUUGUUCUGAUGAGAGAGAAGAUGGUAUAUUCGAGGAAAUCCGCGUGGAGGAUAUCGCGUCGGUGAUUUCGAUCGGCAGCGAGAAUCAACUCUCCGAAGAUCGUCGGAGAAAUCUGCAGUCAGGGAGCAUGAGAAUGCUAUGGUAAAGGUAAUUCUCGGCAGGAGGGGCAAAUGGAGAUAAGAGGAGAGAAAGCGGAGGUAUUUUGACAGCCUCGGCACUUGUCCCGGGAAUGCCUCGAAUGCCUGUGCCGGUACUCCUCGGUAGCUGGGGCUGGGGAUUUUUCGCCAUAUUCCUCCUGCUUCUGGCCACCCCCAGUCCCGCUGCCAUUCGCAGAGCGGACCGAGGCCACUGCAACAAGACAGUGGACAUUUACGAAGAUGUGUCGAGCCCGGCGGUGACCCCAGAUAAUUGGGGUAAGCCCCUCUCGUGCUGGUACCGUUUCCGUGCCUUUCGCGGAACGCCCCGGGACUGGAUUCUACGGGUGCGCUUCAAGAAGUUUAAGGUCGGAGUGUUGGAGAACGCCACCACCUGCAGCGGCGGUUAUCUGCAGAUUGUAGACGGCAAUACGAAGACCGAGGUGAGCAAUCGCAAAGACCCGGGCGUCUAUUGCGGCGAGUCCGAGCAGCCGCAGACCUUCAUCAGCGAGACCAGCUUCGUGCGAGUGCUCUUUCACGCGGACAACUUCACCGAUCAGACGUACUUCAGCUUCGAUUCGCGCGCCGAGCCGCAGUUCGAGGUCUACCUCAGAUACGGCCAGCACCCGGAGCUCUAUCCGAAUCGGCGCGGUGAGGUCGUGCCCGGUAGCUACUGCGAGCGCGUUUUCAAGGACUGCCGAUUGCAGACGUGCUACGUGCAGAGCCCGGCUUACCCGGGUAUCUAUCCGCGCGCGUUGCACUGCAAGUAUCGCCUGAACACCCGGCUACCAUUCAUCAAACUCUACAUCGAGAACGAGGAGUUCAAUAUCGACGGUCAGCGAUGCGAGAACAUCAUGACGUGCCCGAUGCGGCCGAUCAGCUCCGGCUCGGAGCACUGCCCGUACGAUUACAUACGCGUGUACGACGGCAAGAACGAGAGCAGCCCAGUGAUCGGCACGUUCUGCGGUAUGGGCAAGUUCCCGUACAGCAUCAUCGGCACCAGCGAGGAUCUUUACGUGGAGUUCGUGUCGUCGCCGGCCGGCCCGUUGCUCAAUACGGGCUUUCACUUCAACGUGGGAAAUUGGCCCGGCCACGUGGAGACCGCCGGCGUGAAGAACGGCAGCUGUGACUGGCUGCUGAACAGCGAGUCUCUCGUGAGCGGCAACGAGGGUAUCUUCCUGUCGGUCGCGCACUGGUACCCGCCGCACACUAGCUGCACGUAUUUAUUGCGCGGCCGACCGGGCGAGAUCGCGCGUCUCUACUUCCCCAGCUUUCGAGUGAAUCGUAUCGAGUCGCCCAUCCAACCGUACGAAGGCGACUGCGGCGAGAGUCUGACGCUCUACGACGCCGACUGGCCGGACGACGCGCGGAUUAUCAAAACCUUCUGCGACACGUUUAGCAAGCCGAUGGAGAAGCACGACUUCGUGUCGACGUCGAACGCGCUGUUCGUGCGAUUCGAGAGUAAGACCGGCAGUUACUCCGGCAGCUCGCUCUACUACUGGGCCCACUACGACUUCUUCAACGCGACGAGGUUCGGCGAGCCCACACCCGGUACCGAAUGUGACGAGGUCUUCGCCUCGUGGAAGACGCGCUCGGGCCGGCUGCGCUCGCCGCUCAACACUCUAGUUUACAAGCGACCCAACGAUCCGCCCGCCGAUCUGUCUUGCACCUACAGCUUCAUCACGGACAAGCGACUCUUCGCGCGCGUGAUCCUGGUGGUGGAGUCGAUCAACUUCAAGGAGCAUCCGUACGCUCAGUGCGGCCACUGCUGGGACAGCCGAGUGGAUCGAGUGAUCAUCCGAGAACCCAGUCCGGAUGGUAUCAAGGGCCACUGUCUCUGCCGGUCCAACAACAACGGCAUUCCACCGUCCAGCGCCACGAGCUCGCCAACGACGGUGUCGCGGCUGCCCGUCCUCAGGGUCGUCUCUCGGGGCGAAAGGUUGGAUCUGAAGUUGCUGGUGGACGGCGCGCACGCGGCCUCGAGCUACUUCAAGUGGCCCGCGCCGCUCUUCGAGGCGAGAUACGAGUUCGCGCACAGUCCCUUGUGCGGGCCGGCGCUUCUGCCGGCCGCCACCGACGGUGAGAUCGAGUUUCCGCAUUACGAGGCGCUGGGAUACGUCACGCCGCCAAGAACUAUCAAGUGCAUCUGGGAGCUGCGGGUGAAUCGCGAGCGCGAUCUCUGGCUGCACUUUGAUAAGAUCAAGUUCGCGUCGCGCUCCUGCGAGGACGGCAAGCUCGAGAUCUUCCUGCCGGGCAAUGCCGACCCGUAUCUCGGCAUCUGCGGCGAGAAUGUCAGCUACGUGAGGGAGAUGCCGAUCAUCUCGGCGGCGCACAUCACGCCGCCGGUCGAUCAUCCGGCGCCGGGUGUGAUCGGCGAUAUCGUCAGCGAGGAGGUGCCCGCCGUGAUCAUUCAGUUCACCGGAUCGAUGGCGCCGGCCAGGGCGGCCUUCAAGAUCGCCUGGACCGAGCUCUUCCAUCUACCGAGGGACGGAUCCGGGGCGCUCAACACCGGCAAGUUGGAGGACUGCGGUUUCCAAUGUCCCGGCGACACGGGCUGCAUCCCGGCGAGAUUGGUGUGUAACGGCGUGGUGAACUGCCCCAGUCGCGGCUUGCCCCUGCCCGGUAUCCUGAACGGCACCUUCUACGAGCCGGACGACGAGUCCGUGGAGACGUGCGGCGGUCCCGUUAACGGUAACGGCGGCGGUUUCGUCGGGCCCGCCGGCUGGGCCGGCGCCGGCCUGGGCGCCGGUCUCGCCAUUCUCCUGGGUCUAGCGUGUUUCAUCGCCAUGUGCAGACUUUGCAGAAGACGAUCGCGCUCCAGGGACAUACACGUGCCCUACUAGGGGACGCGGUCGUGCCUCUGUGGGUACCUGCACGCGACCCCCGAAAAACACAGAAGCGAACUCGCAGCCGUUCUCCGAGGAAUCAAGAUUCUCUCCUUGUAUCCGUACGCUUGUAUGUGUCCGCGUAGAUAUUUAAACAAAAAAAAAUUUGUAUUCCUGGAGGGACGACUUCGAGUCCAACGACGGAGACGUCUGUAUGGCGGCUAUUAAUUUCUUGAAACGUCACUCAGAACGUCCUCGAGCCGGCUGCGUCAACGUCGCCCGUCGCUAAUUUCGGUUAAAUAAAUUUCCUUUCUCUAACUAUAUCAUAGGUAAGAUUAUAAUUAAGAGAGGAGUAGAGCGAAUCCGCCAAAGCAAGCUUAUUUAACCCGUCGGGAUCGUUGACGCAAUCGAUCUCCAGACUUCUGUGUUGUUUGGGGGGAACGACAGAGAGAGACGAUCAGAAGUACUCGUCGAGAGAUGGAAGAAGUGUUUUUUCAUGCUGCUCCAAGCGACAGAUCCGACAUCGCGCUUACAAGUAUUCUCCAUGUGAUGCUUCCGGGUUUAAUGAACGUCGAGUUUGCUCACUAAUUACGAAAGGUUGGCUCCUUACUAUUCUAUCGCGGUGUUCACGUACUACUACUGUCUGUCAACGCCGAUCGCCCAUCCCACGUUCGUCCUUUCUAUUUAUAUUCUCACGGAAUGCAUCGGUCCAUCAUUCUUCCCUCAUAGCGAUGAUGAAGUUCUCGAAACUAUAUUUGCCACUGCCGCGUUGUACUCGUAUUGCUAUCGCGUCUUCUAUACACACACACACACACACACUGCCAUAGACAUAGAAGUCUUCAUAGAUCCUCAUCUCGAUCGUUCUCAUAUGUUGUUCGCGAGAAAGAUCGUAAAUACGUGGCGAUCAAGUUAUUUCCGCCGCUGAUUAUACGGGCGGCGAUUUCAUUUCUAGCGACAGCAAGACAUCUACUAGAUAGCUUCAGCGACACGCUGGGAAGCAUUUCUGUAUUAUUAUCUCGUUAUCUCCAUCUAAUUAUAGAACCUUGUGGACACUCAGCAUCGAAGUCCGACAAUAAUGAAUUCGAAAUGUCAGAAAA
Molecule: messenger RNA, 4408 nt
Organism: Pogonomyrmex barbatus (red harvester ant)
Lineage: Eukaryota; Metazoa; Arthropoda; Insecta; Hymenoptera; Formicidae
Product: cubilin
Cellular component (GO): plasma membrane
Molecular function (GO): protein binding
Source: RefSeq, a predicted model, not a curated record